This is a messenger RNA of Phanerochaete carnosa HHB-10118-sp, 1863 nucleotides long. RefSeq lists its product as uncharacterized. Gene Ontology annotation, biological process: termination of RNA polymerase II transcription. The transcript has 7 exons. The record is from RefSeq and is a predicted model, not a curated record. Gene Ontology annotation, molecular function: mRNA binding; RNA polymerase II complex binding. The annotation marks the transcript as partial. Lineage: Eukaryota; Fungi; Basidiomycota; Agaricomycetes; Polyporales; Phanerochaetaceae. Gene Ontology annotation, cellular component: cytoplasm; mRNA cleavage factor complex.
CCAUCGAGCUACUAUCAGCAACCUCCUCCCCCACCAACCCCCCAGCACGUUUACUAUGCCGAUCCCAACUAUUUCCGUCGGGAUUAUGUAGCACGUCUCGCUGACCUGACCGUCAACUCUAGGCCAAUCAUUCAGACCUUGUCAAUGAUCGCACAGGAAUAUUCUCGCUACGCCGAUAUCGUCGUCAGCUGCAUCGAGCAGCACAUCCGACGGGUGCCGCCAUGGAUGAAGUUGCCCGCCUUCUACCUCCUUGAUGCCAUUUCGAAGAAUGUGUACGAGCCCUAUGCUCGCCAUUUCAACUCCGUCGUCGUCAAGCUGUUCCUCGACACGUAUGAGCAGGUCGACCAAAGCACUCGCGGCAAGAUGGAAGAGAUGCUCUUAACUUGGCGAACUGGCGCUCCUAAUGGGCGAGAGCUGUUCGGCCCUAUCGCUCAAGUGGCCAUCGAACGACAAAUCUGGGGCGGGGAAGAUAGCCCUGUCUCUGCGGCUCAAGUCCUCAGCGAACUCGAGUUCGUGCUGAGUGCAAAGCAACGCUCCUUGCAGACGAAUCCGUACGAUAAACAGACGCAGAACCACGUUUCAGUUUUAUACCAGCUCCGGAAGCUUGUGCAAACCGGUGUCUCGCAAGAAGAGCUAGCACAGAUUCUCACCCAGCUGCGUACGAUGUCUCCUGCACAACCAUCUGUACACCAGCAUGUAGCACCGACGCCCCAUGUACCACAAGUACCAUAUCAAGUACCAGCACCUGCUACUCAGCCCCCCGUUCAGCCCGCCUAUCCACCUGUGCAGCCAUCAUAUCUGCCUCAGCCAUCAUACUCUGCUGUGUAUCCUCCUGUCAAGACUGAGGCAGCUCCUGCACCGGUCCCACCAACUCAGCCAGUGGCAUCUACGUCGUCGGCUGCCGGUUCCUCUACUGCAUCUGUUGUCCCUUCCAACAUCUCCUCAAUAUUGAGCUCGCUACUCAAGUCGGGGGUUCUGUCGUCGUCGGGCACACCUGUCGGCGCCGGUUCCAGCACAGAAGCGCGGGAGAGUACGCCAUCCACUGAUGCCAAGGACACUACACAGGAAUAUCGGAAUGCUAUCUUAUCUGUCAAUAUCCGGCUGACGAGCACCGACAUCAUCAACAGACAGCGCCCACCGAUCACCAAGUUCCUGUACGAAAGUUUGCCCAGUCAAUGUAAGCAAUGUGGUAUUCGAUUCCCUGGUGAUGCUACCGGCAAGAAGAAGAUGCAAGAUCACUUGGACAUGCACUUCAACCAAAACCGCAAGGCGAGUCAGGCGGUUGGCCGUGGGUAUAGCCGCGGUUGGUUUGUCAAUAUUGACGACUGGUUGCAUGACGGAGCGGUAGAUACCAAAGGCAAAGGUCGUGCUGAUGGCUCUCGCGUGAAUGGAAAGACACUUGCGGCUGAGGAGGCUGCCAAGCGUGACGCUGAGUUGCGAGCGAUGUUCGUUGUCGUUCCGCCUGGUGACGAGGCCAAGUCCAUAUCAUGUCCGAUCUGUAAGGAGACUCUGAAGUCUGAGUUUAUGGAGGACGACGAGGAGUGGGUGUGGCGCAAUGCGGUUAAGAAAGAUGAUAGGAUAUAUCACGCUACCUGCCACGCCGAAGCCAUGUCAUCAAAAACAACUUUAGCCUCGCGUUUGCGAUCUGAGAUCUCUGGCAGCCGCAGCAGGUCGCGGACACCUGAAAGCGCACGGACAGCACAUGAGGACGGAAAGUCACGACUGUCGCGAUCACCGCCGGGGUCGCCGACCAAAGCCAUGGUGGGUACGAAGCGGAAAGCUGAAGACGAUGAGGUGAUAGCGAAGGACCAAGAGCGAACGAGCUUGACACCACCAUCGAAGAAGCUAGCGAUAUCCUCAUGA